Molecule: messenger RNA, 662 nt
Organism: Cylicocyclus nassatus
Lineage: Eukaryota; Metazoa; Nematoda; Chromadorea; Rhabditida; Strongylidae
Source: the annotation of a GenBank genome assembly
AUUCAGAACGCGUCCAAUGAAUUUUUUGCUCUUCGCAUUAGCUUCUCUGGUGACAGGCUUUGUAAGUCCGAGCAUUGAACAGAUUUCCAGGAGCUCGGUCCAAUCUCUUGGUUCUCAUCUAAAUCGGUCUGACGCGGCUUGUCCUGGACGAUGUGAGAGUGGUUGGACCUACUUUGACAAAACGGAUGCUUGUUAUAAGACUUUCUUCUGGAAACCUUUCUACGAAGCCGAGAGCAUUUGUAGAAAUGUUGGAGCGCAUUUGACUUCAAUCCACAACGCUGAUGAAAAUCACUUCGUAGCAGACCUGGCAAUGUCAGGUUUGAAGAUUGAUGAUAGUAAUAAAGGGACUUGGAUAGGAUUAAGACGAGCUGAUUAUUUGAAUAGCGAGAAGUGGCUUUGGACUGACGGUACAGAAGUUGGCUUUCUAGCAUGGGCUCCUACUGAACCGAAUAACAUGAACAGGAAUGAACGCUGUGUGGAGUCGUACACUGAUAUCACUGGAGACGCUUUGACGUACCAUAAAUGGAACGAUUUGCCCUGCGACAGUAUAAUGAGAUCGUUCGUAUGCAAAAAAUUAGCUUUGCAAUAAAGUUAUACCCCACAUGGAUUUGAUUAUUAUGCUUAAUGGCUACAAAGCUGGACAAAGUGUCAAUAAAUUUGUG